Cuscuta epithymum is the source of this 1581-nucleotide messenger RNA. NCBI's taxonomy places the organism in Eukaryota, Viridiplantae, Streptophyta, Magnoliopsida, Solanales, Convolvulaceae. The record is from the annotation of a GenBank genome assembly.
GAGACAAAGAAGCAUUAGGGUUUUAAUGUUCCCAUGGCUAGCCCAUGGUCACAUUUGUCCAUUCCUAGUCCUCGCCAAGGCGUUGACCAUCAGAAACUUCUACGUUUACAUUUGCUCCACCCCUGUAAACCUCAACUCCAUCAAGAAGAGCCUCUCAGAAAAAGACUCUGUUUCCAUAAAGCUUGUGGAGCUUCACCUUCCUGACCUCCCCCACCUCCCCCCUCACUACCACACCACCAAUGGCCUCCCUCCCCAUCUCAUGCCCGCUCUCAAGAGCGCCAUGGAUAUGGCCAUGCCCCAUUUCUCCACCCUCCUCACCACCCUCAAGCCGGACUUGGUUCUGUACGAUUUCCUCCAGCCGUGGGUUCCGACGAUCUCAUGCGCCCAGAAUAUCCCGGCGGUUCUUUUCCUCAGCCCCGGGGCGGCCUCGUCCUCGUACCUGUUUCACGUCGGGAGGGGGCACCCGGUCGAGGAGUACCCCUUCCCGACGGUCUACCUCAGGGAUCAUGAGUAUUUCAGGAACAAACGUAUAUUCGAACAGCCCCCGGAGAACGUGGAUGGCGGCCGUGCUAUAAGCGACACGGAGAGGGUGGACGGCUGUUUGGAAGGGUCGUCCGGGAUAAUCCUCAUCAAGACUUUCCGGGAGCUCGAAGGGCGGUAUAUCGAUUACCUCAGCAAGUUGGUCAACAAACGAUGCGUCCCGGUCGGUCCGCUCGUUCGGUCUACGGUGGCGGACGGAGAGAACCUGGAGAUCAAGGAGUGGCUGGACACGAAGCAGCGGUGCUCGACCGUCUUCGCGUCCUUCGGGAGCGAGUACUUCUUGACCGAGGAGGAGAUGGAGGAGGUGGCUCUGGGGUUAGAGCUCAGCGGAGUCAACUUCCUUUGGGUCAUUAGGUUUCCGGCCGGCGGCGCGUGCGGCGGGGAUGGGAGCGUCCGGGCGGUGGAGGAGGCUCUGCCGAAGGGGUUUCUCGAGAGAGUGGGGAAACGAGGGAAGGUCGUCGAAGGGUGGGCCCCGCAGGGGAGGAUUCUCGAACAUCCGAGCAUGGGCGGGUUCUUGAGCCACUGCGGGUGGAGCUCGGUGAUGGAGGCUUUGAAAUUCGGGAUUCCGAUCAUCGCGAUGCCGAUGCAGUUGGAUCAGCCUUUGAACGCGAGGUUGGUGGCGGAGUCGGGGAUAGGGGAGGAGGUGGAGAGGGACAUGGAGGGGAGGUUGGACAGACAUGAGGUGGCGAGGGUGGUGAGGAAGGUGGUGGCGGAGAAGAGCGGGCAGCGGCUGCGACGGCGGGCGAGGGAGUUCAGUGAGAAGAUAGUGAGUGAGAGGGGGGAGGAGGAGAUCGACGAGGCGGUGGAGGAGUUGAUGAAGCUUUGCCGGAGGACGUCGCUGAGGCCGCAAAACUCUACUACCGAGCUUUUCAACUAUACAUAAUGCACCCUAGCUCGAUCAUUUUAUAUACGGAUCGGAGUAUAUUGUUUCUGUUAUUAUUUCAUCAUGCUCAUCUUUUCUUUUUGCUUGUUGGCUAUGCGUGAAUAAAAAUGAUGUAAAUUGCACUAAUAUAAUACUACCUCCGUUCUCUUUUAAUUGCA